AUGGCGAACCAGGGCUACGAUGUGGUUGUUGACGUGGAUGCCGAGGGCGACCUCGGACAUACCGACCUGCAAGAGGACCUUGAAUUUCACCCAUCCAACUUCGAAUCCGACCAGCGCAACGCCAAAGCCCAAGCCGACUCCGCCCCGUUCCUAGGCGGGAGCUCAUCGCGCGGUGGUGGCCGGGACCGCUCCCCCGGCGGCACGCCGACCAAGCAUAGCUGGUGGUCACUGCACUACUACGAGCGGUAUUUCGACGUGGACACGAACGAGGUGCUGCGGCGGUGCGUGGCGGCUCUGUACCCGCGCACCAACUUCCUCGAUGUACUAGAGGGCAACGCGGACCUAUACGGGCCGAUCUGGAUCGCGACGACGGUCGUGGUGAUUCUUUUCCUGACGGGCACGAUCUCACAGUGGUUGGCGAAUCAUGACGACGAGCAUUUCGAGUACGACUUUAGGCUCCUCUCGGGCGCGGCGGGCUUGAUCUAUGGGUAUACGGGCGUGGUGCCGAUUGCGCUGUGGGCUGCGCUGCGCUGGUUCGGUAGCUCGACGGCUGAUCUGAUCGAGUGCUGGGCGUUGUAUGGGUACUCGAAUUUGGUUUGGAUUGGAGUCGCACUCGUCAGCUGGAGUCCGCUGACGGCGCUGAACUGGGCGCUUGUUGGUGUUGGCUUUGUGUGGACGGUUUUCUUCCUGCUGCGCAACCUCUACCCGGUUCUCAAUGCUACGGAUGCCAAGGCUAGCAAGAUAUUGUUGAUCUUGGUGGUCGUGUUGCAUGCUGCUCUGGCUGCUGCUAUCACGGUGCUUUUCUUUGCACACGGUAGCCCGGCGAAGAAGGGACACAAGGAUCACGACAGUAAUGAUGACGGCGAUGACAACAAGCGUCGGUGGAUGAUGUAG
Molecule: messenger RNA, 894 nt
Organism: Penicillium lagena
Lineage: Eukaryota; Fungi; Ascomycota; Eurotiomycetes; Eurotiales; Aspergillaceae
Product: Yip1 family protein
Exons: 4
Coding region: 1-894 (297 amino acids)
Biological process (GO): vesicle-mediated transport
Cellular component (GO): membrane; Golgi apparatus
Molecular function (GO): small GTPase binding
Source: RefSeq, a predicted model, not a curated record